Messenger RNA from Carassius gibelio (silver crucian carp), 2449 nucleotides. RefSeq names its product uroporphyrinogen III synthase (gene uros). The record is from RefSeq and is a predicted model, not a curated record. Gene Ontology annotation, biological process: uroporphyrinogen III biosynthetic process. NCBI's taxonomy places the organism in Eukaryota, Metazoa, Chordata, Actinopteri, Cypriniformes, Cyprinidae. The transcript has 9 exons. Gene Ontology annotation, molecular function: uroporphyrinogen-III synthase activity. Bases 414 to 1205 code for a protein of 263 amino acids.
UUUGAAACGCGUCCGGCUUCACCGCUGUAGUUUAUAUGUGUCACAAUCCUGCGGAAAGCUACACAAACUCACUCACUGCACGUAUCAAUUAAAGCAAGUAUCCAACUGUUAUUAAACCACAUUCAUCAAGUAUUGCUACUCUUAUCAGCUGCAUGAAUAGCUUCGACAGUCACCGCUUUAAAGCGCUUUCAGCUGAAUAAUCCUUGUUCGCUGUGAUAUACUUCACUAAAGUCAAUGCAUGAAAACACAAGAGCCUCAGUUCCUCCCUGACGUGUGUGUGCAGUUGUCUGUUGUUCCUGUUAUCACUGUGUGACACAUGUGUGUUCCUAUGGGCGUAUGCUGAUAUUGUCAUUCAGCAGAAACGUCUUCAGUCAUUAUUAAAGCACAUUUCAGUGUUUUAGAGGCCUGCAAACAUGAAAGUGCUGCUUCUGAAAGAGCCACGAGAGAGUGAGAGCGAAGCAGACCCUUACAUCCAGGAGUUGGCUUCAUGUGGACACACAGCUUCUUUGAUUCCGGUUCUGUCCUUUAAAUUCGUGUCUCUAGAUCAUCUUUCUGAGCGGCUCUUUGAGCCCGAGAGGUUUGGAGGUCUGAUCUUCACCAGUCCCCGAGCCGUGGAGGCCGUGAAGAGCUGUUUAGACUCACAGAAACACACACACAAAUGGGACGCAGUGAAAGACAAAUGGAAUGAAAAGUCAGUUUAUGUGGUUGGAAAAGCCACAGCAUCUUUAGUUGUAGAGUUGGGUCUGAGUCCUCUGGGAGAAGAGACUGGGACCGCAGAUGCUCUCGCUCGCCUCAUCCUCCAGAGAGAAAAUCAAGAGAUAAAGCCACUUUUCUUUCCCUGCGGCUCCAUCAAACGUGAAGUUCUGGCCACCGCGCUCCGAGACAACCAUGUUCCUCUGGAGACUCUGACCGUCUAUCAGACGUCUGAACAUCCGGAUCUACAGAACAACAUCACACACUACUUCACUCAGCAGGGCGUCCCAGCGAGCGUGGCGUUCUUCAGUCCGUCCGGAGUGUCGUUCUGUCUGGAUUUGGUGAAGAGACUCUCAGGAUCUCAGCUGGAGCAGAUAAAGUUUGCGUCGAUCGGCCGGACCACAGCAGACGCGCUGAAGUCACACGGACUGACGGUCAGCUGCUGCGCGGAGAAACCCACAGCAAAACACCUGGCCGCCGCCAUCACACACGCCCUGACCUCUGACCUCUGACCACCAGAGUCCCGCUUCUGCAGUAGAUAUUAGAAGUGAUUGCAUUAAUAUCUCUCUAUCUGUAUGUGUUUUGCAGCUGUAUGUUUGAAUGCAUCUGUGUCUGGGUUUCAUGUCGAAUCUUUGAGAUCAUCAGAGGCUCGAACAGCUUUUGUGCUUUAAUAACUAAAGGAUUUUUAUUUGCAUCAUUUGCAAACACACAGAGACAGAAGUAUUUGUUUUUGUGAUGUUAUAAUAAUUAUAUACACAAAUAUGAGAUUGUAGGCUUUUGCACUACUAAUAUUGUUGUUGUAAUUUUUCAGUUUAUGAAUGGAAAUGGAGAUUAAACAUUAAUAUCCAGUAAUUACCAACCACUGGGAAAGUCACUGAAACAAAGUCACUGGACAAUUUAAUUAUUUGAGCCAAACAUCUAAAUAUUUAUUUGUAUUCAUCACCAAUAACUAAAACUAAGACAAAAAUAAAUAAAAAUAUAUAUUUUCAAAAACGCAAUAAAAUGAAAAACUUCAAUUAAACUUAAUUAUUUUUAUAUUAAACAUAUACACGUUUAUUUAAUCAUAUACUUCUGUUAUUUUUUAUUAUAAUUAAUUAUAGUAACACAAUACCUAGUUCAAUACUUUCUUUACAUUUUCAGAAUUAAAUAAAAAUUGUUACUUGUUUUUCCAAAUAUAGCCAUGUCACACUAUAUUUUAAAUAUCUUUUAAUGUACACAUAUUUGUAUAUAUUUUAGUAUUUUUGCUCUGUUUUGCAUUAAAAUAUAUGAGAAUUCUGUAGCAAACUGACAAGAAUUGUUAAAAAAAAAAAAAAGCCAAAAUGAAAUGAGUUCAUGCUUUAAAGAAGAGAAAACAUCUGUAAUUUGGGGGAGAAACAUCUCCUUAAUUCAAAGAAGAACAAGAUCAUAUUUCUGACUCAGUUGUUGGAUAUAUUUGUGUUCUUUCAAGCAUGAACUCAAUUAAUAUUGAUCAUUUAUUUCAGAAAACCAGACCUAAUAUCUUCAGUCUUUCUGCUUCUCAACUUCGUGAAUCUUGAUUUAAGAACUUUGAGAUAUUUUAGAUGGAAGUCUGAGUAAGAAAAUCUUUGUUUGUUUGUUUUUGCAGUGUAAAUGUUCCCAAAGGGAGGCUUUGUCAUAUUUAGUUUACUUCUCGAGACUGUAGUGUGUGUGUGUGUGUGUGUGUGUGAUGAUGUGAGGAAUACUCUACGUCUCAUAUUACCUUUUCAUUAAAGAUAUGACUGUGAAAUAACUGUUACAA